AUGGACCAAAUCAACAAUCCUUCCAGUCCUUACUACCUUUAUCCAGGAGAAAAUCCAGGGAUCUCCCUUAUUUCACAGGUUCUUGAUGAAUCAAACUAUACUUCUUGGAGCAGAAAUAUGAGACGGGCUCUCUUCUCCAAGAACAAGCUGAAAUUUAUAGAUGGAGGGAUAAAGAAACCACAAAGGGAGGAUCCUCUGUUUGAUUCUUGGGAAAGAAGUAAUAUGAUGGUAUUGUCUUGGAUCAUCAAGACACUCUCAGCCCAAAUAGCAGAAAGUGUGGUCUAUGUUGAAGAUGCUCAAGAAUUAUGGGAAGAAUUGAAGGAGAGAUUUUCCAAAGGAGACCACUUCAAAUUCUCAGACUUGCUGCAAGAAAUUCACUCGAUUAAGCAAGGAGAAAGGAGCGUGAAUCACAGGAAAGGCAGGAGAAACAUAAUUCAGGACAUACUAAUCAAGCUGAUAUCAAGAUUCUUGCCACAAACACAGAAAGACAGAACAACUAAAAAGGUGAUCAAGGUUGGAGAGGUCAUGGGCGUGGUUUUCCAUCUCGCGGCCAAGGAAGAGGGAAAGGAAGAAAUCCCAAUCAAGGAAAGCAAUGCUCUUAUUGUCAUAAGAUGA
Vigna radiata var. radiata (mung bean) is the source of this 615-nucleotide messenger RNA. RefSeq lists its product as uncharacterized. The transcript has 2 exons. The record is from RefSeq and is a predicted model, not a curated record. Lineage: Eukaryota; Viridiplantae; Streptophyta; Magnoliopsida; Fabales; Fabaceae. The coding region runs from base 1 to 615 and encodes 204 amino acids.